CCUACUGCACAGACUCAGAGCCCCAUGCCGGGAGGAGGUGGUUACUUUGUGUCUAUUGUAUCCCUGGAUGUGUGUGUUUGUACAUUUUUCGGGACGUGAAAUUGAAAGUAAAAAGCAUGGCAGAUGAGCAAGAAAUAAUGUGCAAAUUGGAAAGCAUUAAAGAGAUCAGGAAUAAGACCCUGCAGAUGGAGAAGAUCAAGGCCCGUUUGAAGGCUGAGUUUGAGGCCCUUGAAUCAGAAGAGAGACACCUGAAGGAAUAUAAGCAGGAAAUGGACCUCCUGCUACAAGAGAAGAUGGCCCAUGUGGAGGAACUCCGACUGAUCCAUGCUGACAUCAAUGUGAUGGAAAAUACCAUCAAACAGUCUGAGAAUGACCUAAACAAGCUACUAGAGUCUACUCGCCGGCUACAUGAUGAGUAUAAGCCACUGAAGGAACAUGUGGAUGCCCUGCGUAUGACUCUGGGCCUGCAGAGGCUUCCUGACCUAUGUGAAGAGGAGGAGAAGCUGUCCUUGGAUUACUUUGAGAAGCAGAAAGCAGAGUGGCAGACGGAGCCUCAGGAGCCUCCCAUCCCUGAAUCCCUGGCCGCUGCAGCCGCUGCUGCCCAACAACUUCAAGUGGCUAGGAAGCAGGACACCCGGCAGACAGCCACCUUCAGGCAGCAGCCCCCACCCAUGAAGGCCUGCUUGUCAUGUCAUCAGCAAAUUCACCGGAAUGCACCUAUAUGCCCUCUGUGCAAAGCGAAGAGUCGGUCCCGGAACCCCAAGAAGCCAAAACGGAAGCAGGAUGAAUGAAGAGAGGGAGAAUAAAUAGAGCUCUGCUGCUCAUAACCCCUCCCCUUGGCCAGAGAUGAUGUCCUGAUGUGAAACAACCCUUCCCCACCUCUACCAAGUCUCCUGUUUAAUGUAAUGGAAGCACAACCCCUCUCUCACUUUGCUGGUAUUUCUUUCUGCUCUCAGCUUCCUCUUUCAGGAAGAGAUGUGGUUCAGGUGCUAAUAACAGUAUGUCUGAUAAUCCCUUCUCUCACACUCACAUUUCAAGCCCUGCUCUUGUUUGGAGCUAAGGAUAGGGCAGAAGGCCCAGAUGUGAUUCUCUGUCUCUUCUACCUGAAGGCUGGGACCUAAAAUUUGAGGGCUGGGGGAGUCCCAUAUCUUGUUUCAUGUAAAGUGUGCCCCCUGUCUAUACUUUUGCCUUAGGCUUUGAAGGGACAACAGUUUUCUUGGUGGACUUUCCAAAAGGCUUGGUGCAUAUAUCUUCCCAACCCUCAUCUUAUCUUCAAGGCCCAGAUGUAAUUUGGAGAAGCCCUCUUUUUUAUAUUAAUUUUGAAGGCCUGGCUGUUAUUAUAGAGUUCACCAUCACACUGCACCCCUAGUCUUCUAUAUAUACAAAAGCUCUCAGGUACCAGGCUGUGUGUCUGGGGAUCCUGAGAUCUGCAGACCUUUCUCCCAUAGUCCUACUUUUCACAAGUCUAUAGUAGAAGUUCCCCACAGUGAAAUCAGGGAACUGGAGCUAUAUCCACUUCAUAAGUCCUGCCUAACUUGCCACCUAAGUCAUUGGGCUAAGGCUCUGCUAGAGGCUUAGAUGGGCUCCAGGCUGACAACUGUGUUGCCUUUUGUUCAAAACCAUUACCCUGGCACUUACUCAAUGAUAUAUCUUAGAGGUGACAGUGAGAUUCAAGUGAGUGGCAAUUACUUUACACAUGUGAGUGGGUGGGACUUCUACAUUCAUCUUUCCUUCCCUUGGGUCUUUCUUCCUCUAUCAGGCAGCCUCAGCUCAAGUCAGCUGCUGGCUACCCUCUUUCCUGUGGAUUGUGCAGGUAGCCUCCCCUCCCUAAAGAAAAGGCACCAGGGUCCCCAAGCCCUACAACUCUCUACUCCACCAAAACCAGAUCUCUAAUAAAGUCACUCUCAGUCUUAAGAGACAGGGUUGGGGGUUGCCUAACUGAAAAAGUUUUAUCUCCAGGUCUCAGUCCCUGGUCGGGAAGGAGAGAUAUUUUUCUUUCCUUCCUUCCUUACUCAACUGCAGUUUUAAGUUUCCACAGUGUCUGUGUGUUCAAAAUAUAAGAGAUUCCUCUGCUUUUUGAAAGUAAGAGUGUUAUGUCUAUACAAAUCCUUUUAAAUAAACAUAAGUUCAUUGGAGUAAA
Molecule: messenger RNA, 2140 nt
Organism: Myotis daubentonii (Daubenton's bat)
Lineage: Eukaryota; Metazoa; Chordata; Mammalia; Chiroptera; Vespertilionidae
Gene: ZC4H2
Product: zinc finger C4H2-type containing
Biological process (GO): positive regulation of neuron differentiation
Cellular component (GO): nucleus
Source: RefSeq, a predicted model, not a curated record